Oryza sativa Japonica Group (Japanese rice) is the source of this 2813-nucleotide messenger RNA. Its product is annotated as exocyst complex component EXO70A1. Gene Ontology annotation, molecular function: phosphatidylinositol-4,5-bisphosphate binding. NCBI's taxonomy places the organism in Eukaryota, Viridiplantae, Streptophyta, Magnoliopsida, Poales, Poaceae. Gene Ontology annotation, cellular component: exocyst. The record is from RefSeq and is a predicted model, not a curated record. Gene Ontology annotation, biological process: exocytosis.
CUCCGAGAGUGAAGAAUUCUACUGUCAAAGUUGCAAGCAACAAAGACUUGUGAGGCCUGUACGGUUGACAACUCUCGAUAGGCGACCAAUGGCAGACAUGCAUGACGUUGAGGUUGGCAAUUAGCUCAACGAGCGACCAAUCAAACUUUGGGGGUGGUUUACUGAUCAGGACUAUGUCUACCUGUUGGCUCGUUUGCGCGGCGCCGCGUUGAAGCGAUCUGUUGAUCUCGCGCGGUGGAUCACCGAGGCCGCCUUCCCUCUCAUCGCGACGACGAUGGGAGGGGACCGAGGGAAGAAGCCGGUGGAUACCCCGGCGGACAUGCUUCUUCCCAGCCGCAAAAGGUGGCUCGGGGACGGAGGUUCGGAUCGCGCUCACGGCGGCUGCCUGUUUUACGAAACUACUCCUUCGUCCUUCACGCAUGGUUCUUCUUCCUCUUCCCCCAAUCGCCCGCUGCACGAUAGGAUGGAGGUGGAUACAAAGGAAUCAGAGAUACCAAGACAGAGGACAGAAAAUGACCGAAAGAUUAGUGCCCGGAUCAAAAGAAGUCAUCAAGCUCGCAGGAGGCAACGGUACGAGGACCAGGAAGACCGCGUCCACGGGAACGUUCAUUUCGCCUCCAUAUGCCCUCCACCGGUGUCUUGGCUGGAAUUGAAGCACAAUAUGGAGGUUAAGCUAGACUUAAAUCUUGAUGACAUAGAGAAAUCUAUUGUCAUUCCAAGAUGCCAAGAGAUGGACACCUCUGGUAACCCAGACAAGGUGGACAAAUACCUCGUCGCCGCCAAGAACCUUACACGAAUACUGAACUUGGAGCACCCUGUCCUAACCGAAACUGGACAUCUCCGUGACCGUGCAAGAUCACUCCACGGCACCACCAUCUCUUCCAUUAUCACGGAGUUUUGCUACCUCAAAGUCUGGAGGGUUAGUCCACUAAGGCGUCUGGGCUACUUGCCAGGACCCAUCUGGGAGUCCUCCGUCAGAUCUACCUUUAAUGAGUCAAUCUCAGCAACGGUGUCGUCGAGCUCCUCUAGUUCCUUCACCUGCAGUGGUAGCACCAACGGUAGCAGUGAUAAUAAUCAAGCAUCUCUUGAAGAUGGACCAGACAAAAGAUUGGCAUGCACUGGUUUUAUUAACAUCCAAUCCGUUUCUGUCUUAGAUGACAUUGCAAGCAUCAUCACUGAGGGCGGAUAUCAGCAACUCCUCCGAGGAGCUUUCGAUCGACACUACUCCGAACUUGCAAGAUAUUUUGAAAUUCUUGACAUAGAAAAUAUUUUGGGGAGUCAUAUGAAGGACUCGGUGGAAAUCUUAGUGAACGCAUGGGUACGGGCGAUGAGAAUCACUCUCAAUGUUCUUACUGAGAUGCGACGGCAGUUACACAAACAAAACUUCGGCGCAUUCAAUUCAUUCAAGCAUGACUACUUUAUGGUGAUUGCAACGCAAUCCAUAAAAAAAUUGGUUGCUUGUGGUAGUUCAAUGUGCAGUUGGCAGCAAAACUCACAAGACGAUCCCUCCACGCAAAGCUGUGCUGCCCGUGAAUCAACAAAACAUACUACACAGAUGAUACUGAAUUUAGUCAUGAUGUACAGAGCACUGAAUUACGCCAUGCCAGAACUCUUGGCAUUGUUCUCGGGGCGAACUGAGCAGAUCGUUCUUGCAGAGUUUCGUGGUCUAAUCGAUCGAUCAUCAUCUACGGUGCUCCAGUUGUUCAUGGAGCUAAACAACUUGAUAAAAUCUCAACGACUGGUCAUGGUUGAUAUUGGUGUUCAUCAUAUUACUCGGCAUAUCACAGAAUAUAUGCGGGUGCUAUUUGAAAAGAAGAGCACAAUCUAUCAAAUGUUGGAUAGUAAGCCAAAUGCAUUUGGUGAACUAGUUAUGGGAUUGGUCUCGUCUUUGGAGUCUAUGUUGGAGAUGAACUCUAGAAGUUUGGUACUUCAAGGGCAGAAACAGGUAUUCCUUCUGAACAAUCUUCAUUUCAUGAUUGAGCAAGUAAAGAGAUGUAUAGAUUCGGGACUCAUUCUUGGAGAAAGUUGUCUUGUUCAACGCGAGGACCAGCUUGAUCAAUUAAUCACAGCUUAUAUAGAAGCUUCUUGGGAUCCAGUUAUUUCAUCGUUCGAAAAGCGAACUCAAGUCGCGAUAAUUUUGUGGCCACAUCAAUUGUUUGACAAGUUUAAUUCUUCUUUCGAGAGGAUCUACAGUGUACAAAAGACUUGGAAGGUGACUAAUCCUAAUGUCCGCCUGAAGUUGCGUGAGGCAAUCAUCCAGAAACUUAUCCCAGUUUAUCAAAUGCAGAUGGGAAACCAAUCAGAGAAGAAACAAAUGUCAGCGAGGUACAGUGUGGAGCAGCUGGAGUCACAACUUCUAGAAAUGUUUGAGGGCUGAAGCCUGAAGGCAUAAAGAUCACAUAAUACAGUAAUACACAUUUGUCCGAUAUCGUGGAUGAAGCAGAUUUCAGUGAUCAACAAUAUCGACGAGUUUGCUUGCGCAAUCUAAAAUUCAGCUUUCCUUUUCACUGCUUGGCUCAGCAAUCAGAUGUUCGUUGCUACCUGUGUUAUCUGGUCCACCGUUGUCUGUGAUGUCAAUAUGGCUUCUUACUUAGGCUGGAUCCUUUAGUUCUAUUUAAUUUUGAAUUUCAAGUUGUAUGGAGGUACAGAACAAAUAUAAGUGUCUUUAAUUAUGGAGUCAAUUUAAUUGUUUAUAGUUUGAAAUAAAGGGGUUGUUCAUUUUGAUGCCAAAAUAAACCUUGUACAAAGCUUAGUAAGAUAGCUAUUUUAGCAAGAUAGUUAUUUUAGCAAGAUAGCUAUUUUGGAUGUGUUCA